Molecule: messenger RNA, 4248 nt
Organism: Porites lobata
Lineage: Eukaryota; Metazoa; Cnidaria; Anthozoa; Scleractinia; Poritidae
Source: the annotation of a GenBank genome assembly
AUGAAGAGGAAAACAAGCAUCAGAUAUAAGACAACUCACGAAGGAAAUGGAGAAAUUUCUGGGUUGAAAAUGAAAGGUUUCGGAAUGGAGCGAAAUGGAGCUCAAGGAAAUUUUCAAGUAGAAGAUGAGAGCAAAAGGGAUUUUAAGUUCCUCUGCAGGUUUCCUGUCAAGCAUUUCUACUUUAGUUUAAUAGCAGAAAUACUUGGAAGAAAAGUUUAAGAACUCAAAAAGGAAAUAGAACAUUUUGGUUAAGAAAUUGUCACAUAAACUUCUUUUCUGUUUGCUAAACAAAAGAAGUGUGCGAAGCUAAUUUAAAGAUGACGAAUAAUAAAUUAAAUUAAUUAUUAUUAAAUUAAAGAAUUUGGCAGAUCGUAAAGGAUGUUUGACCUAAGGAUAAAACACCCUUCGAUCGACACUUGCAUAAUUCUUCGAUCGAUACUUGCAUAAUUCUAAUAAUUUAUUAUUCAUUUAAAAUAAUUCAAAACAUACCGAAAGGGUCUUCUAAUUUUGGUCAACGCGUGUUUGUUGUGAAGAAUUAACUGGGGGAUUUUUUAGCCAAAGUCAGACUGGAACGGAGAAAUAUUUUGAAUGAAAAGUUAGCUCUAGGCAAUGUUGACCAUGACGUUGAGGACAUUGCCAGUAGGGAAAAGAAACGAACUGCGUGACAUGAUCUUGUUCUUUCUAGUGUUAUCUUCAUUGAAAAUGAAAAGAGAGAGCAAAGUCUUCUUUCGGAAGACCUUAAUCUGCUGAGCAAGAACGAAGGAGAGAUUAGAAUUUCUGAUCUAAACAGCGAAAACCAGAGACUGGGGAGCGAGUUUUCUACGUGGGAAAUAGAGGUAAAAACGAAAUUGAACCACAAAAGAAAUGAUAUUGAAGAGCUGUGAGACAAGACUGAAAUUAAAACUGUUAAAAAACAACAAGAGAAUUGUAUGAAGAUCCUGCAGUUUUCUUUCCCAUGUUGGGAAGGACAACAGGAUGUCUCACCCAACUGCUUCGCCACAAAUUCCGUCGUUAAGUUUUGGAGAAAGAACUGAUUGAAUGAGGAAAGUUUUAGGCAUAGGCCCGGGGGGAGGAGGGUACUCGAUAUAUCCUUGGGUGGGGAGGUACAGCUCGGCCCCUCAUACCCUGACCCUGUUUAAGACAAAAAUCGCUGAUUUUCCCACUCUGUUAAGACAGAAUUCCGAUUUUUGAUACCCAGUUUAAGACAUCCGUAGAACACAAGCGCAGGCUCUUUAUCGUCUAAAAACAGGGUUAUGGGCUCCUGUCUAAGAAAAGAUACCCUGUUUAAGACAAAAUUGAGAAAAAUACCUUGUUUAAGACAAACGUCCUCAUUAAGCCCUUACCCUGGCUGGCCCCACGUCCUCAUUAGGUCCCAGACUUAACUAGCUGUAGUUUGACCAUAUUUUAAUAUACUGAUCAUAAUAGUUUUAAAUGACAGGGUGGUGUCUCUAAUAUGUCCCACACGGACUUUUGUGUUCCCUUCGCUCUUAACCUCUUCAACCUAUAUAAUACAUUUCAUUUAUUUAUCUAUUACAAUAGAUAAAAAUCUUGUUAUUUUUAUUUAUUAUUUUAGAUUUAUUUAAGCAUUGCUCUGGACUGCUGUAGUUAUAUCCCCUUUAAAGCUGUUAGAUUAAAGUAUUUCUAAAUGAGAUGUAUCCGAACUAUUUUUGACAACAUUAGGCCUUCACGGACCGAUGGCUACGAAUUUAGGCCCUCAAUAGUCUUGUUCUUUUCUACUGCGUCUUGGAUGUGGACCAUUUCGCUUUUAUACUGAAAUCAAUACUGAGUAGUCACCUUCUGGCUGACAAAAUAUAGGCAUUUUUUAUAGGAAUAACGCAUUUAAAUAUUCUACUUUAACGGAAUUAGCCUGGCUAAUAGGUACUCGGCUUGCUUUAUUCCUGGUAACAUAUGUAAAGAGAGCUUAAAGUCAGCGUGUUGCACAGAAGUGAUGGUAGAAAUGACGUCAAAGUCUCCGGAAUAUCCCGCAAUUCUCGACAAAUAAAAGAAGAAGCAGGAUCAACAAAUUGAGCUAAAACUGGACCAAAAGCGUGAGAAUAACUUUUUCAAGAGCGGCGAAAUACUUAAAUAGAUAAUUGAGAAACAAGGAUGACUGAACAACUCAGAGAAUGGACUCCAUACUACCCCACAAAGUAUACAAAGCAACAUUUGGCAUUCUCAAAGUUGCUUAGUCAGCCUUGCUUGUCAUUUUGGUUGUUCCAUAAAAACUUGCUGAGUAGAUCAGUCAUCUAUAGGAUCCGUCACCUUUGUCUUGUACGUUCGCCCUUGAUAGUUCCCUUCAAAUCUGACCGGUACAUCAGGUUUUAGUUUAGCGUCCGUUAAAGAAAUUUUUGAAGGCUAAGAAGAAAAAGAAGGUAUUUUUAAACACAGUGGUGCUCGGAUUACCUUAAUUAUUAUUAUUAUUAUUAUUAUUAAUUAUAUAAUACAUUUACUUUAUGCUUGCUUAACUGAAGCAUUAUUACAUCAGCUGUACUGUUUCCUUGGUUUGUUUCGUGCUGUGGCGGUUUAAGGUAUGCGGUUGGAACUGAAGAGUCCUAAAUGAUCAUUAAUGCAUUAAUAUAAAAAAUUUACUUUCCCGUUUUUUGCUGACAUAGCUGACCUUCUAAUAAAUGUGCCUUUGUUAAUGAAGUAGUGGAAAAUAAUCGGCGGCAAAAAUCAAAUAUUAAUACAAUGAUGCUGCAGUAUAAUAUUUUAAAGCUCCCUGACUGUGCACAAUCGUUUCUCUUUUGGUUCACAUUUUGUAAGUAAAUCAAUAAAUGAGGGUUUCUAUUGGUAAGUUUGCUUCAAAAUGCAUGAUAGGAAUGCUGUAUAUUCACUGUCAGUACACGGUCAAAAGCGCUAGCACAAUCAUAUUAUAUAGUAAUCUGUUGGGCUUUAUAACAAUUGUACUCUAUACACUACGGUCCGUCUGGAAAGUUCGGUUUAGUUUAUUUGACCAAAAUCACAAGUAGAGCAGAGAGAAAGCAACACGCUUUUCUUUUGUGACCGGGUAAAAACAAUUAAAUCCCUUUCAAUAAACGGCCCCGUGUUCUUUCUCAGUGUGCUGCUUAUUUAGCCCUAUGAUUAAAACCGUUUCUUUUUAUAGCUUUGAAAGCUUUUACAUAGAGCUAAGAAAUUUGUUCAACCGCUCGUGCACCUGCAGUCUCGUCAUAGUUGGCCAGUCCAUCUUUGCCGUCAAGGUACUAACAGUGGAGUUGCACAUUCUGAAGUAAAGACCUUCAAAAAGGUAAUCAGUUUGCGAUUUUAAAAGUUAACGGGCUGGAGUUAGUGUUUUGUAUGUGUUAAAGGAUGGUACGAAGAAGUAACUCAUACGGAAAGUGGAGUGCAAUUACAUCAGCGGCGAGAAUCGCGAUCGCCCAAAACAAGCGCGAAACACUCUCACUUAUGAGAAAAAACCAAGGUCUGACAAGCGAGUCCGAUUGUGCAGUGAAAGCCUUUUACAGAGAGAAAGCCAGGGCUAAUAGCUUUCUUCAAGAGGUACAUGAACACAGAAAGAAAUCCCGUAUUUUGCAACCUAAAUGGGAUGAAAAUGGCAAUGUUCUGGUUGAAAAAGAAGUAGUGAAAAAUGAAAAGAAACUCCAACGAUUGAGACUGCCCAGUUUAGACAACGACCAGGAAGAAAAAUCUCGAGAACAAGUCCAUGAGGUGGGAGGAGGCCCAUUAUUCAAGCUAAAUAAUGGCAAAAUGGAGUCAUCGAAAGAAAUAAGUGGUGGGAAUAAACUUAAAAAUGGUACAAUUAAACAACUGCAGAAGAGUAGAAAUGAGUUUAGGGAAGCCUGGGUGUUAAAUGAGCGAAACAGUGAAGAUAAACUUGAAAAGAAGACUCCGCCUGCAGAGCUGAAAAAAGGGUUUGUUGAGAAUGAAGAAAAUAAGGGAAGUUCGAAAGAAGGCACUGGUGUCGAUAAGCUCGAAACAAGCAGCCCUGGGACCAAGAAAGAAACAAACGUUCCACCCACGAAGAGACCUUUUAAAAUUCGCUCUAGGGCAACGAGCAUAUGCAUUUCUUGUCAACACUUUCACUGUCAGAAUUUGCCUUCGGUGAACGGACCAAAGAUCGAACGAAAAUGGUCCGACGAACUUCGAUUAAAUGACAGAUGCGAAUCAAGCAAGAAAGACUCCCGAAAGCUGAGCCUUCCAAUGAUUCGGCCGAUGUCAGAUGUAACUGAUUUAAAGAUUCGACGAAUGUCAGAUGUAACUGAUUUAAAGAUGCGGUCAGUUUAUAUGAGUUGA